UUUCGAUGCAAUUCCACUUUCUCCUCCACGCUUCACGUUCUCAAGCUAUGCUGGAAAAGUACCAGAAAGAGCCGAAGAGUGAACUUUACUCUGAAGCUGGUCGAGCGUCGCGCCGCUGACGUCACGGCCGGCGUCUCCGCCAUCUUAGUUGUGGCUAAAGAGGUGGCAGUUUCGGAAGUGCGGCUCGUGUGCUGCUGUGUAGAUGCUGAGACUAUGUGGGCUUGGCGUGGUGCUGAGCCUGGUCGCGGCGGCGGCGGCGGUCGUGGCCGUGUGGUUGAUGGACUGGUGGGGUCCCCGCCCUGGCCUUCGCCUCUUCGUACCCGAGGAGCUAGCCCGCUAUCGCGGCGGCCCCGGGGACCCGGGUCUGUACUUGGCGUUGCUCGGCCGCGUCUACGACGUGUCCUCUGGCCGGAGGCACUACGAGCCUGGGGCGCACUAUAGCGGCUUCGCAGGCCGGGAUGCAUCUAGAGCGUUUGUGACAGGAGACUUUUCUGAAGCUGGACUCGUGGAUGAUGUAACUGGCUUGUCCUCCUCUGAGAUACUGAUACUUCAAAAUUGGAUUUCAUUCUACGAGAAAAAUUAUGUAUUUGUCGGGAGACUGGUUGGAAGGUUCUACGGAGAGGAUGGGCUGCCCACUCCAGAACUAACCCAGGUGGAGGCCAUGGUGGCCAAAGGCACGGAGGCAAGUGAACAGCAGCAGAGAGAAAAGCACAGGUUCCCUCCAUGCAAUGCCCAGUGGAGCUCGGCUAAGGGGAGCCGGGUCUGGUGCUCCCAGAAGAGUGGAGGUGUGAACAGAAACUGGACUGGUGUCCCCAGGAAGCUGUAUAAGCCAGGGGCCAAGGAGCCCCACUGUGUGUGUGUGAGAACAACUGGCCCUGCUAGUGACCAGCAAGACAACUCUAGACACUUAAAUCGUGGGGACUUGGACAACCCCAACUUGGAAGAAUACCCAGGCUGCUCACCUCUGGCCAUCGAGUGUUCCUUCCCACCCUAAGAUGGUGACUUGUAUGUUGAUGACAUAUGGAGAAACUUCCCUAGGUCUCCAGAAAGCCCUUAAUAUUUAUGCUCUGGGAGGCUCCUGGCAGGAAAAGAGGAGGGUCAAGGACUCCAUCCACACUUGCAAAUGUGUUUCACAAUUCUGUUGGCUGAGACCGGAGCAUGAUAACCUACCUGGUAUGGUCAGUUUGUUUUGACACUGUUUGGAACUUUGGUCCCCUGUCAUCUUCCUUCAGAGCCUACAGACAUUCAUGAACACAGUGUGAUCAAUGUAGAACUGCCUGGAUAAAGUCUGUGAGCUCCAGCGAGGGACUUCUCAUGAACUCAUUGCUGCCCUAAUCAGAGCUUGGGCUCUGCGCAUCAUGCCAGCCCUGCUGAGACUUGGAGCAGUAGCAGAACAAGACUGUGGCUCUCAGCAGAGAAGCAGGCAUUUCCCAAGAAGCCUCAAAUCUUGCAGAAUCAAGGUAACUGUUCUAAGUCACAAGGUAAUUGACUAAGCUCCCAAUGUCUGACUUUUGUGACAUUUCUAAAACCUCUACUCCAAGGCAGACUUGAAUUUUGUUGUUGUUUUGUUUUGUUUUUUGAGACAGGGUUUCUCUGUG
Messenger RNA from Onychomys torridus (southern grasshopper mouse), 1598 nucleotides. RefSeq names its product neuferricin. The coding region runs from base 203 to 994 and encodes 263 amino acids. The transcript has 4 exons. NCBI's taxonomy places the organism in Eukaryota, Metazoa, Chordata, Mammalia, Rodentia, Cricetidae. Gene Ontology annotation, cellular component: endomembrane system; membrane. The record is from RefSeq and is a predicted model, not a curated record.